AUGUCAAACGACGUUGUAGAGCGAUUGGUACCUUACGAAUUGGUGGAUAUCGGUGCUAAUCUAGGACAUCCUUCAUACAAAGAUGACUUGAAUGAUGUUUUGAAACGAGCAAAACAGGCAGGUCUCUGCAAGCUCAUGAUUACGGGAACAUCGGAGAAAAUAAGUGCAGAAUCUAUGAAGCUAGCCGAGACUAUGCCGGGUUUCCUUUAUUUUACCGCUGGUGUACAUCCUCAUGACGCUAAAGAUUUUGGUGAAGACUCAUUGGAUACUUUGAGAACUCUACAGGCUCACCAGCAAUGUGUUGCUGUAGGAGAAUGUGGGCUAGACUUCAAUAGAAAUUUCUCACCUCCAGAUGUGCAGAAGGAGGUAUUUAGGAAGCAGGUACUGGCUGCCUUCCUCUUUCUCAUAUUAUCUUUUUCCACUGAUUUCACCUCUUAUCCCAAGGUCGAGCUAGCCUGUGAACUCAAUAAGCCUCUAUUUAUACAUGAAAGAGAAGCUCACGAGGAGAUGAUACGAAUUCUGGGUGAUGCUGGAGAGAGGCUUCCACCGGCUGUCAUGCACUGCUUUACUGGCACGGAAGAUGAGGCUAAGAAAUACGUGGAAAUGGGGUUAUACAUCGGGCUGACAGGCUUUUUAUGGAAGGAUCGGCUGCCAAAUGGAGUGCAGGCAGCCUUGCGAAAUGGCUCUAUACCUCUAGAUCGUUUGUUGAUAGAAACCGAUGCUCCGUUCAUGUACCCAAAGAUAAAUGACAAAAAGCUGCCAAAAGACGUCAAAGAAGCUAUAAGCGAUUCUGCUAAGCAGUUACAUAAGUUUGCCUCUUUCGAUCGUAAUGAGCCCUGUGCAUUGGCAGCCAUCUGUGAGAUGAUAGCCGCUUUCAUGGGCAAGGAUCCCAAAGAGGUAUUAUUUUUUUAA
Messenger RNA from Cylicostephanus goldi, 912 nucleotides. NCBI's taxonomy places the organism in Eukaryota, Metazoa, Nematoda, Chromadorea, Rhabditida, Strongylidae. The record is from the annotation of a GenBank genome assembly.